Messenger RNA from Prunus avium (sweet cherry), 612 nucleotides. NCBI's taxonomy places the organism in Eukaryota, Viridiplantae, Streptophyta, Magnoliopsida, Rosales, Rosaceae. The record is from RefSeq and is a predicted model, not a curated record.
UAUAUAAAAAAAAGGAACAGCAGCUCUCUUACCCGAUCCCUCUGCUGCACAGCACCUCUCCAAACCCUUCAUUCCCCCAAUUUCACAGCUCCAAGUCCAACCCUAUCAAACCCUCACAUUAGACAAUGUUGGAAUGUUGGAAAGGAGGUCCUUGGCCAUGCUUCGAAAGUGGUGCUUACAAAGGAUACCUCCACGAUUGUUGGUGAUGGAAGUACCCAGGAAGCUGUUAACAAGCGAGUUGCCCAAAUUAAGAACCUUAUUGAGGCGGCAGAGCAGGACUAUGAAAGAGAAAAACUUAAUGAAAGGAUUGCAAAACUAUCCGGUGGUGUUGCUGUAAUUCAGGUUGGAGCACAAACUGAGACAGAGCUGAAAGAAAAGAAACUGAGAGUCGAAGAUGCUCUGAAUGCAACAAAGGCAGUUGUUGAGGAAGGUAUUGUUGUUGGAGGUGGAUGCACCCUUCUGAGGUUGGCAUCAAAGGUUGAUGCAAUCAAGGAUACUCUUGAUAAUGAUGAAGAAAAGACUGAAAGCUCCAUAAAAGAAAUGACAGAUUUAUGCCUGAUAGAGGUGGUAGGGUAUAACAAAGAGUUAGAAGACUCCGGUGACAAGGCAUAA